Messenger RNA from Diabrotica virgifera virgifera (western corn rootworm), 5146 nucleotides. RefSeq names its product zinc finger protein 664-like. Gene Ontology annotation, molecular function: DNA-binding transcription factor activity, RNA polymerase II-specific; RNA polymerase II cis-regulatory region sequence-specific DNA binding. Gene Ontology annotation, biological process: regulation of transcription by RNA polymerase II; central nervous system development. The record is from RefSeq and is a predicted model, not a curated record. Lineage: Eukaryota; Metazoa; Arthropoda; Insecta; Coleoptera; Chrysomelidae. The transcript has 2 exons. Gene Ontology annotation, cellular component: nucleus. Bases 392 to 1846 code for a protein of 484 amino acids.
UCGAAACAAAUGACUGUGAAUGAAAAGUCCUAUACGACGAAAAUGAUAGAAUAACUUUUAUGUUUGCCUCCCGGCUGCUUUAUUGAUUUAAUUUGACAGCAUGUUGUAGUGCCCUAAUCUAUAGGAACAGAUGAUGAUGAGUGAAGUGAAAGUGAUGACAGCUGAUAAUAGGGCUUUUCAUCGAUUGUCAUUUGUUUCGAGCUUCUGUCAUAUGUUGUAUAAUCUUUGUAUAAUAUUAAUAUACACGGACUAUACGACAUGUGACAGAAGCUCGAAACAAAUGACUGUGAAUGAAAAGCCCUAUAUUAUUUAUUUUUAUUAUUUAUAGAAUAAUAAAGAAUUUUUAUAGAAUUUCUAUAUUAUUAAAAUACAUAAAAUCAAGAGUAACCAAAUGGAAGUAAAACGAGAAAUUAGCCAGGAAACGUGUAAAGUAGAAGUAGAGGAUAAUGACCUGCAUGAUGAUCUUCCAGAUGGCUGUAAAGAUGAAAUUAAGGAGGAAAUAGAGGAAUCCAUUAGGCAAAGUACACAUUUAGACUUAAAGAAACAUCCAAUAAAUGAUGAAAUAGAACAACAUAGGAAUAAAUUUAACCCAUUUGAAGAACACCCAAAAAAUGAGAAAGGUUAUGUCCAAGAGGAGACCAAAAUGGAAAUUAUGGAAACACUAACUGAAUAUUCAUCUGACCAAGGAAAUUAUAUUGGUCGACACGCUGAACGAAAAACAUUAAACAAAAAUGUGAAAGUUAGGACUCAAAAAGAAGCCUACAUAUGUGAAAUUUGUUUGAAGCAGUUUACUAAAGCGUCUAAUUUAAAACAACAUAUGAUAGUGCACACUGAAGAAAGGCUUUACAACUGUGAAAUUUGUUUUAAGCAGUUUAGUCAAGCAGGUUCUUUGAAAACCCAUUUGAGAUUGCAUACUGGGGAAAAGCCAUACAAGUGUGAAAUUUGUCUUAAGCAGUUUGCUCUAGCAGGUACUUUGAAAAAACAUUUGAGAGUGCACUCUAGAGAAAAACCUUAUAAGUGUGAAAUUUGUUUGAAGCAGUUUAGUGAAGCAGGUUCUUUGAAAACACAUUUCAGAUCGCACACUGGGGAAAAGCCUCACAAGUGUGAAAUUUGUUUUAAGCAGUUUAUUACAGCAAGUCAUUUGAAAAAACAUUUGACAGUGCACACUGGGGACAAACCUUACAAGUGUGAAAUUUGUUCCAAGCAGUUUUCACAAAUAAGUGAUUUGAAAAAUCAUUUAAGGACACACACUGGAGAGAAACCUCACCAGUGUGAAAUCUGUUUGAAGCAAUUUACUCAAGCAAGUAAUUUGAAAAGACAUUUGAGAGUGCACACUGAAGAAAAACCUUACAAGUGUGAAAUUUGUUUGAAGCAGGUUACUACAGCAAGUUCUUUGAAGCAACAUUUGAGAGUGCACACUGGGGAAAAACUGUACGAGUGUGAUGUUUGUUUUAAGCAGGUUUCUCAAAUAAGUGAUUUGAAAAACCACUUAAGGACUCACACGGGGGAAAAACCUUACAAGUGCGAAAUUUGUUUUAAGGAGUUUACUACAGCGAGUAAUUUGAAGCAACAUUUGAAAGUUCACACUGAAGAAAAACCUUACCAGUGCGAAAUUUGUUCUAAGCAGUUUAUUACAGCAAGUUCGUUAAGAAAACAUUUUAGAGUACACACUGGGGAAAAACCUCAUGAGUGUCAAAUUUGUUUUAAGCAGUUUUCUGAAAUAAGUACUUGGAAAAAUCAUUUGAUGGCGCAUAACGGAGAAAAACCCUAUAAGUGUGAAAUUUGUUUUAAGCAGUUUAUUACAGCAAGUAAUUUGAAAAAACAUGUGAGAGUACAUACUGGGUAAAAACCUUACAAGUGUAAAAUUUGCUUUAAGCGGUUUAGUGAAGCAUGUUCUUUGAAAAGGCAUUUGAGAUUGCACAUUGAAGAAAAAGCCGUUGUACUGUGAAAUUAUUUUAAGGUAUACUUCCCGUCAUAUAAAACUGGUAACUUUUUUCAAACGCUUUUAUUUAGUUCAAUAGUUUGCAUCAAACCUUUAGACGUUAAUUUGACUGCCUUUUCUUCAAUGCAAAUGAAUGAAAAUUUGCAGACAUAUGUAUUCGCGGGAACAAUACACGAUGCUGUAUGAGAGCUAAAAAAAAUUUUUUUUGCUGAACAUUUAUUAUUGUUGAAGCUUAUUAUUAAAUGUAUUUUAGGUAAGUUUUACAGAGAAAAGUUUUGAUCACUUUGUAUAAACAUUUUUUGAGCUGGUAAUUUUCGGUUUCUGUAUUACAUUUUUGUUAUCUUUCUUAAUUUUCUCAAAAAGAAAUAAUCUAUUUCAUUUCUAAAGUAAAAUAAUUCAGUGCAUUUUAUAGAUUAUAGUCCAAGAUCUAAAAAAAGCACUUAUAAAACUGUAAAAGAUCUGUUCAAACUUGAGUAAUACCGUCUUAAAAUGGUGGUAAUUCUAUAAAACUACGAAGAUUUCAAAAAUUGCAUUUUUUGAGACGUCAUAUCAUUUGAAUUAAAUUUACUGUAUAAGUUAUACAGUAUGUCUGCGUAACUUGGAACCUAUUGAUAACUUUUUUAUUAUCAGUUUUACGAAAAAAAGUUAUUCUUUAUAAAAUACUCUGCAUCUUAUAUAAUCUAAGAUUCAAUCAUCAAAUAUUAAAUUUAAUUAAUUUUAUACGAGGUAUGUCAAAAAAUAUGGAUUUCACUCAAGAGUAAAGUACCGUUACAUUUCACAAUAUCGAAAACUGUUAUUAAGAAAAGUUGUUUGGAAUUAAAAAAUUUGUUUUAGUGUUCAAUUAUAUCCUUCUAAUUAAAAUAUUCUGAAUAAUAAAGGCACUUAUCUCUUAAAAAAAAUUAAUAUUUUUUACAUACCUCGAUGUCUGAUGUCUGAUGGUUGUAUCUUAGAUUUUAGACCAGGGAGAGCAUUUUAUGAAGAAUAACUUUUUUUCGUAAAAUUGAUAAUAAAAUAGUUAUCAUAAUUGUAAUAAAAUGAUGAUGAUUAUCCGUAAUUUGAGAAAAAAUUCAACAUUUUUUUUUCGAUUAUAAUGAUGUACCUAAUUGUAUAUUUAAACAUAGUCUUUAAUUUCAAACAACUUUUCAUAAUAGCAUUUUUUGAUAUUCUGGAAUAUAAAGGUACUUUACUCUUUAACGAAAUUCAUAUUUUUGACAUAACUCGUAUAAAAUUGAUAAAAUUUGAUAUCUGAUGGUCGAGUUUUAGAUGUUUGACUAUCCAGAGCAUUUUAUGAAGAAUAACUUUUUUUCGUAAAAUUAAUAAUAAAAAAGUUUUCCAUGUGCUUCCUAGCUAAGCAGACAUACUGUAUAAGAGCUUCUGUAUAAGAAUUUUCAAAUUGCAAUGCCAUAUUUGGAUUCAGCAUGAUCAAAAACAAAAUAGAAACAUAUUUGAUCAAAGUAAAAUGAAGAAUUUAACGAUAUUUUUAAAAUCAUUUAUACAAAACAAUUGUUAUUGUUUAAACAAUUAAUAAACAAUUAGCGGUCAAAUCUGCGAGUAGAACAUUUUACUUUAAUAUGUAUAUAAACUAACAAAAAAAGUUUUAGAAAAAUAUAAGUUUGUUUGAAUUUUUCCGAAACAGUGCAUGUUUUCGUUCUAAUUGCACUCCCUAUACGGUGCUAGUCAAAAGUCCGUACCCCCCCCCUCUUAUCUUUUGAACGGUUAUACCUAUAAUAGUGAAAUUUUGAGGGAGGAAAUAAACGGACGUAAGCUUCUUAACUAGUUAUGACAGGUGACGUAAUAGUGACAGAUGACGUUACAGAGCCACUGUGACCGAUAAUUUUAAAUGGGACCUUAUGGCAAGUGAUACCUCGUUUGAAAGGUAUUCAAAAUACCUAUUCAGCCAUACUAAUUUUUUUGAGUUUAAGUUGAUUUUGAUUUUGGUGAAUAAAUUAAAUAAAUAUAAUAUUUUAGCUUCGCAUUUAAUUAAUAAAAAUUCAAAUGUACGCCUAUGGUUUUUUUGUCAAAAAAGUUGACGUUUUUCAAUUAGGGAAUCCAACGAUCUGUCAAACUAUUCCAAUAUGUCUGGCGAUUGGCAUGCAAUACAUUGAAGGCAUAUGAUAGUAUAGUGUUAUUUUAGUAUUUUAAAGUAAUUUUCGUAUUUUAUGUCCAUGUAAGUAUUGCUAAAUACUUCUGUGACAUAGUAACAAAUAUUGCUUACGUCAAUAAACUUUAAUAAGUAGUUAAAAAGUUUUAACUAAGUAAUUUGGAAGAUUGAAGAAAGCUAGGUUAACAAAUUUUAUGUUUUAUAAGUUUAAUAAAAAAUAAUAUUGAGCAUCCCUAAAAUAGAUUUUAGGUAAAAUCAUCGGGGUAAUAUAUAUUUUAUUAUUUUAGGUACUUAGUAAUACCACAUUGUAUCUUAAAUUUGAAAUUUUAAUUUAAAUAAAGUAUCCAAUAAAAUCGCUUGUGUGCAGUGUUGCCAGAGAAAUUUUUGUAAAUGCACCGGAAUGACUGGAAUAGUGACACAAAGUACUAAACCAACACAUUUUGUACAAAAACUUAAAAAAACGUCGUUUAAUAUUAUUUGAAGCAAAUUUCUUAUGUCACAAAAUUUUAGGUUUUUACUUUAGGAGACUUUAGUAUCAAAAGUUUGGUUGUUAAUUGUAUCAAAUUGGUAUAAUUUUAACAACUCUGGCAACGCUGAAUUGCCUGCCAUACGUCCUGUCAUUAAAAAUCACGUGGUUUGGAUUGCCUAAUUCUCUAGUAGUUUUUACGUCAACGUCAACCUUUUUGACAAGUAGUCAUAGGCGGAAUUUCGAAUUUUGAAUUAAUUAAAUGUAACUACAAUUUUAUAUUUAUUUCAUUUAUUCAUCAAAAUUAGCUCAAACUUAAACAAAGUUAGUAUGACUGAAUAGGUAUUUUCAAUACCUUUCAAACGAGGUGUCACUUGCCAUAAGGUCCCAUUUAAAAUUAUCGGUCACAGUGGCGCUGUAAAGUCAUCUGUCACUAUUACGUCACCUGUCAUGACUAGUUAAGAAGCUUACGUCCGUUUAUUUCCUAUCUCCAAAUUUCACUAUUGUAGGUAUAACCGUUCAAAAGAUACGAGGGGGGUACGGACUUUUGACUAGCACUGUAUAUAUUUAAAUUCCACACUUGUUCACUGUAAAAGUUAUUCAAUUUGUAUUAAUUUCAAAUUAAAAUUUAAUUGUU